GUACACACACUGGACACUUCCACUUGCUUCCUCCUCUGACACUUGACACUGAUCUCUCCCUCUCUCUUUCAGAGUUCCAUCUACUGCGCAGCACAAUCAUGGCAGCACCUUCUCCAAACGGAGUGCACGGAGGCUGUACGGGACCGAAGUUCAGCGAGGAAGGCAUCCCAGUCGUCGACCUCGGCGUCCUCGUCAACGGCGACGGCGACCAACGGGCCAGGGCGGUUCGGCACCUCGGCCGGGCGUGCCAAGAAUGGGGCUUCUUCAUGGUGAUCAACCACGGGGUGCCGGAGGCUCUGCGAGAAGCAGUGAUGGAAGCAUGUCAGGAGCUAUUCAGCCUGCCGACGGAGGACAAGGCCGAGCACAUGGACGGCAGCCCGAUGGACCCCGUGCGGGUCGGCACGGGCUUCGUCAACUCCGCCGUCGACGGCGCCAAGUUCUGGAGGGACUACGUGAAGAUGUUCGUCCACCCCGAUUUCCACUGCCCCGCGAAGCCUGCGAAGCUGCGGGACGUCGCGGCGGAGUACGCGGCGAGGACGAGGCAACUGAUGCUGGAGCUCACGGCGGCGAUCUCCGAGAGCCUGGGCCUCCGUGGAGACCGCAUUGCUGAGGCCCUGAAUCUGGCGUCUGGACUUCAGAUUCUCGUGGGGAACCGUUACCCGCCGCACGCUGGUGGCGGCCCGGAGGACGACGAUGGGCCGCCGCCGAUUGGGCUACCGGCCCACUCCGACCAUGGGCUCCUCACGCUGCUCUUCCAGAACGGUGUCGACGGCCUGCAGGUCCAUCAUGAUGGCCGCUGGCUCCUCGCCAAGCCCAUUCCUGGCUCCUUCUUCGUCAUCGCCGGCGAUCAGCUCGAGAUUGUGAGCAAUGGGAGGUACAAGGGCGUGCUCCACCGCGCGCGGGGCGGCGGGGAGCAGGCGAGGAUGUCGUUCGUGAGCCUGAUCGGGCCGUGCCUGGACGCCGUCGUCGAGCCGGUGCCGGACCUGGCAACGGAGGGCGCACGGGGCCUGGAGUUCAGGGGCAUCAAGUACAGAGACUACAUGGAGUACCAGCAGAGCAACGUGCUCCACGAGAAGGCGGCGCUGGACAUCGUCCGCGUGCACCGUGGCAUCGUUGCAGGCGAGGGCUCACCGGAUAAUUCUUCGGUUAAUUGAGAGACUGCUGUUUCAGGGCGACAGCUCAGUGAAGAGCUUCACAUCUGUUGAAUGCUUAUGCUUUGAUCUUGAUGGACUAUCUGUCCAUAGUGCAUACCAUGGGGCCGAACAGUUAAGUUAGUGCAGUAUACUUACUAAUUCGUGAAAAAAUCUCUACUACUGUUAUUCAGUCCAACGUUUGGGAAUACAGAGAUGGUCAGUAGGAUCGAAGAACCAAACAUGCUUACUGACUUCUAAAUAAGUGUCAGACUUUGCUAACUGCUUGGCCUCCCAAUUACAUUCUCUCCGUCGGUGGCCAAAUGCGGCCAUUGUUGUGUGUCGAAGUAUAAGUGGAUUACCUAUCUCCUUUCA
Brachypodium distachyon (stiff brome) is the source of this 1505-nucleotide messenger RNA. Its product is annotated as protein DMR6-LIKE OXYGENASE 1. The transcript has 3 exons. The record is from RefSeq and is a predicted model, not a curated record. NCBI's taxonomy places the organism in Eukaryota, Viridiplantae, Streptophyta, Magnoliopsida, Poales, Poaceae. The coding region runs from base 99 to 1154 and encodes 351 amino acids.